AUGGAAAAACUCAAAGAGGAGCUCUGGAAAACUCUGCAGGAUUUAAAAGAAGAUGAGUUCAAUGAUUUCAAGUGGUUCCUGAACCCUGAAGGCAUCCCAAAGGCUGAUCUGGAGAAUGCAGCAAGGCGGGACACAGUGGAUCUGAUGGUACAGAAACAUCAGGAUCAUGGAGCUCUGCAGCUAACCAAGACGGUAUUAGAAAAGAUCGGCAGGAAUGAUCUGGUGCAGAGUUUACAAAACUUCCAACCAGAACCAAAAGCAGAUAGUGGUCAGCAGGAGGAUUCAGAUCCACAUAAGAUCACUCUGAUAAGGAAAUCUCAGAAAGUGAAUGAAGGAACUGAAGAACCAGGAAAUGAAACCCUCCUCAAUGAUAACUACACUGAGGUCUUCAUCACAGAAAGAAAGAGUGAAGAGGAUAAUGCUCAACAUGAAGUGAAACAGCUUGAGAUAGCUUCCAAGACAAAGUCCCUCCACGACACUCCAAUCAAGUGCUACGACAUCUUUAAACCCUUACCCAACCAAAAGAAACACAUCAGAACUGUUCUGACAAGCGGCGUGGCUGGCGUUGGAAAAUCCUUCUCAGUGCAGAAGUUCACUCUGGACUGGGCACACAGCUCCAAAAACCAAGAUAUCAGUCUGCUGAUUCCACUUCCAUUCAGGGAGCUGAACAUGAUCAAAGAUGAGCCUCACAGUCUGCUCACACUGAUCCGUGCUUUCUAUCCAACAUUAGAGAACAUCACAGCAGAGAUGCUCAAAUCUAAAGGCCGAAAAGUUUUGUUCAUCUUUGACGGCCUGGAUGAAAGCAGACUUUCACUGGAUUUCAAGAACAGGAAGGAGGUCAUGUCUGAUGUCACACAGACGUCAUCAGUCAGCGUGCUGCUGAGAAACCUCAUCGAGGGGAAUCUGCUUCCCUUGGCUCUCGUCUGGAUCACUUCCCGACCUGCAGCAGCCAAUCAGAUUCCUCGUAAAUGUUUUGACAGGAUAACAGAAGUACAUGGCUUCACUGACGCCCAGCAGGAGGAGUACUUCAGGAAGAGAUUCAGUGAUGAAGAGCAGUCCAGCAGAAUCAUCUCACACAUCAAGACAUCCAGGAUUCUCCACACCAUGUGUACCAUCCCAGUCUUCUGCUGGAUCACUGCUAGAGUUUUGAAGCUCAUGUUGACUCCAGACCGGAGAGGAGAGCUACCCAAGACCAUGACUGACCUGUACUCACACUUCCUGCAGGUUCAGACAAAGAGGAAGAAGAACAAGUAUGAUGAGGGACAUGACCGGCACUCACACUUCCUGCUGCUGGGGAGGCUGGCGUUUGAACAUCUGGAGAAAGGAAACAUGCUGUUCUACCAAAAAGACCUUGAGCAGUGUGGUCUUGAUGUCAAAGGGGCCGCUGUGUUGUCAGGAUUUUUUACAGAGAUCUUCAAAACAGAGAGUGUGAUGUUCAAGAAAAAUGUCUACAGCUUUGUUCAUCUGAGUGUUCAGGAGUUUCUGGCUGCAGUCUACAUGUACCACUGUUACACAAACAGGAACAAAAAGGUACUUAAGUCCUUCCUGGGAAAAUACUACACUACAUCAUCACUGGAUGACAUAUUGAAGAGUGCCAUGGAGAAAUCUCUCAGAAGUAAAAAUGGCCACCUGGACCUGUUUGUUCGCUUCCUUCAUGGCCUCUCUCUGAAGUCCAACCAGAGUCUCUUAGGAGACCUGCUGGGGUGGAAAGAGAACAGUCCAGAAACCAUCCAGAGAGCCAUCAACAACCUGAAGGAGAUGAAAAUGUACGGUAUCUCUCCUGACAGAAGCAUCAACAUCUUCCACUGUCUGAUGGAGAUGAACGACCGCUCAGUACAUCAGGAGAUCCAAGAGUUCCUGAAGUCAGAGAACAUAUCAGAGAAGAGACUCUCUGAGAUCCAGUGCUCAGCUCUGGCCUACAUGCUGCAGAUGUCAGAGGAGGUUCUGGAUGAGUUGAACCUGAAAAAGUACAACACAUCAGAGGAGGGACGACGGAGACUGAUCCUAGCUGUGAGGAACUGCAGAAAGGCUCAACUUUCUUGGUGUUGGCUCUCAGAGACUCACUGUGAAGUUGUGGCCUCAGCUCUGAAGUCCAACCCCCAUCUGAGAGAUCUGGACAUGGGUGGAAGUGAUCUGUCUGAUUCAACAGUGAAGCUUCUGUCUGCUGGAUUGGACAGUCCAAACUGUAAACUGGAGACACUGAGAUUGGAGCGCUGCAGGUUGUCAGAGAUCAGCUGUGCUUCUCUGAUCUCAGCUCUGAAGUCCAACCCCUCCCAUCUGACAGAGCUGGAUCUGAGUCUCAAUGAGCUUCAGGACUCAGGAGUGAAGCUUCUGUGUGAUUUUCUGAAGAGUCCAGACUGUAAACUGAAGACUCUGGGAUUGAGGCUCUGCAGUUUGUCAGAGAUCAGCUGUGCUUCUCUUGCCUCAGCUCUGAAGUCCAACCCCUCCCAUCUGAGAGAGCUGGAUCUGAGUCAAAACAAGCUUCAGGAUUCAGGACUGAAGCUACUCUGUGAUUUUCUGGAGAGUCCAGACUGUAGGCUGAAGACUCUGGGACUCUCUGACUGUGGACUCUCAGCGACUCACUGUGAACUUUUGGCCUCAGCUCUGAAGUCAAACCCUCAUCUGACAGAUCUGAACCUGAGAAACAACAAACUGUCUGAUUCAGGGAUGAAGUUUCUGUCUGCUGGACUGGAGAGUCCAAACUGUAGACUGAAGACUCUGAGAUUGAGUUUCUGCAAGUUGUCAGAGAUCAGCUGUGCUUCUUUGGCCUCAGCUCUGAAGUCCAACCCCUCCCAUCUGACAGAGCUGGAUCUGGGUGGAAACGAACUUCGGGACUCAGGAGUGAUGCUGUUGUGUGAUUUUCUGAAGGGCCCAGACUGUAGACUGAAGACUCUGGGAUUGGGAUACUGCAGUUUGUCAGAGAUCAGCUGUGCUUCUCUGGCCUCAGCUCUGAAGUCCAACCCCUCCCAUCUGACAAAGCUGGAUCUGGAUUGCAACAUACUGCAGGACUCAGGACUGAAGCUUCUGUGUGAUUUCCUGAAGAGUCCAGACUGCAGACUGGAGUCUCUGGAAUUGAGGAGCUGUAGGUUGUCAGAGAUCAGCUGUGCUUCUCUGGUCUCAGCUCUGAAGUCCAACCCCUCCCAUCUGACGAAGCUGGAUCUGACUGAAAACAAGCUGCGGGACUCAGGAGUGAUGCUUCUGUGUGAUUUUCUGAAGAGUCCAGACUGUAGACUGAAGACUCUGAGAUUGGAGGCCUGCAGGCUGUCAGAGAUCAGCUGUGCUUCUCUGGUCUCAGCUCUGAAGUCCAACCCCUCCCACCUGAGAGAGCUGGUGCUGGAUGGAAACUACCCGGAGAAUUCAGAAGUGAAACUACUGUCUGAUUUUAAGGAGAGUCCAGACUGUAGGCUGGAUACUCUGAGACUUUCACGCUCUGGACUCUCAGCGACUCACUGUGAAGUUUUGGCCUCAGCUCUGAAGUCCAACCCUCAUCUGACAGAUCUGGACCUGAGCUACAACAAACUGUUUGAUUCAGACGUGAAUCUUCUGUGUGCUGGACUGGAGAGUCCAAACUGUAGACUGAAGACUCUGAGAUUGAGUGGCUGCAAGUUGUCAGAGAUCAGCUAUGCUUCUCUGGUCUCAGCUCUGAAGUCCAACCCCUCCCAUCUGACAGAGCUGGAUCUGAGUAACAACAACCUUCAGGACUCAGAAGUGAAGCAGCUGUGUGAUUUUCAGAAGAGUCCAAACUGUAGACUAAAGACUCUGAAAUUGGAUGGCUGCAUGUUGUCAGAGAUCAGCUUUGCUUCGCUGGUCUCAGCUCUGAAGUCCAACCCCUCCCAUCUGACGAAGCUGGAUCUGAGUUUCAACGAGCUUCAGGACUCCGUAAUGAAGUUACUGUGUGAUUUUCUGAAGAGUCCAGACUGUAAACUGGAGACUCUGAGAUUGACUAACAGUGGUUUGUCAGAGAUCAGCUGUGCUUCUCUGGCCUCAGCUCUGAAGUCCAACCCCUCCCAUAUGAGAGAGCUGGAUCUGAGUGCGAACAACCUGAAGAAUUCAUAUGUGAAGCAGCUGCGUGAUCUACAGCAGAGUCCAGACUGCAGACUGGAGACUCUGAGACUUUCUUGGUGUGGACUCUCAAAGACUCACUGUGAAGUUGUGGCCUCAGCUCUGAAGUCCAACCCUCAUCUGACACAUCUGAACCUGAGUCGCAACGAACUGUCUGAUUCAGGAGUAGAGCUUCUGUCUGCUGGACUGGAGAGUCCAAACUGUAGACUGGAGACUCUGAGAUUGAUUUGCUGCGGGUUGUCAGAGAUCAGCUGUACUUCUCUGGUCUCAGCUCUGAAGUCCAACCCCUCCCAUCUGACAGAGCUGGAUCUGAGCUGGAACAAGCUUCGGGACUCAGGACUGAAGCAGCUGUGUGAUUUUCUGAAGAGUCCAGACUGUAGACUGGAGACUCUGGGAUUGGAGCACUGCAGUAUAACAGAGAUCAGCUGUGCUUCUCUGGCCUCAGCUCUGAUGUCCAACCCCUCCAAUCUGGCAGAGCUGGAUCUGAGAGGAAACAAGCUGAAGGAUUCAGACGUGAUGCUGCUGUCUGAUCUUAAGGAGAAUCCAGACUGCAGACUGGAGACUAUGGCAGCAGUGGAAUUGAUCUCUGUCAGAGUCCAGGAGUGUUGA
Molecule: messenger RNA, 4671 nt
Organism: Scomber scombrus (Atlantic mackerel)
Lineage: Eukaryota; Metazoa; Chordata; Actinopteri; Scombriformes; Scombridae
Product: NACHT, LRR and PYD domains-containing protein 12-like
Exons: 19
Coding region: 1-4671 (1556 amino acids)
Molecular function (GO): protein binding
Source: RefSeq, a predicted model, not a curated record